Messenger RNA from Oreochromis niloticus (Nile tilapia), 1313 nucleotides. Its product is annotated as serine/threonine-protein kinase pim-1-like. Gene Ontology annotation, cellular component: cytoplasm. The coding region runs from base 1 to 945 and encodes 314 amino acids. Gene Ontology annotation, molecular function: ATP binding; protein serine/threonine kinase activity. NCBI's taxonomy places the organism in Eukaryota, Metazoa, Chordata, Actinopteri, Cichliformes, Cichlidae. Gene Ontology annotation, biological process: regulation of mitotic cell cycle; protein autophosphorylation; negative regulation of apoptotic process. The transcript has 8 exons. The record is from RefSeq and is a predicted model, not a curated record.
AUGUGGUCAAAGGAACUUGAACAACAAAAACGUGUGUGCGAAAAACAGCAAAAGAAAGGCCGCGGGAGACAACAGAGAGUCACCCAAGAAAAGAAAAGGAAUGUGGACCAGGACAAAAAAUCAGUGGCUGACCAAAAACGUGAAUUCGAAGCCAGAUACGUGGAGGAGCACCAGCUCGGAGAAGGAGGCUGCGGAGCAGUUUUUGCUGGCUACCGGAUAGAAGAUCGUUUUCCAGUUGCCAUCAAACACAUUCCCAGAAAUAAAGUCUACUGCAAAGUGGCGGAUGAAAGCGGGAAGAAGCUCUCUGUGGAAGUGGCCAUUAUGCUGAAACUUGCAGGUGAAGCAGAAGGGUCAGUGGGAACAUCAGCACCUGUGUCCUUGCUGGAGUGGUUCGACCUUGGCAAAGAACUGAUCCUGGUGCUGGAGAGACCUGUCCCCGCUGUGGACCUGCAAAAAUACAAAGCAGAAAAUGGAAGAACUUUACCAGAGGACAAGGCCAAGGUCAUUCUGAAGCAACUAGUUGAUGCUGCAAAGGAACUUGAGGAUAAACACAUCUUUCAUCGGGACAUCAAGGGAGAAAACAUUCUGAUUGAGACCGGCUCAGAUGUGCCUCGUGUUCGCAUCAUUGACUUUGGACUGAGCUGCUUUGUUAAGCAGCGAUCUCUGUAUCGCGUCUUCUAUGGUACUCCUCUUCACACCCCUCCCGAGUGGUACAGGAGGAGCUGCUACAGGUGUGGACCCACCACGGUGUGGCAAAUGGGAGUGGUGCUGUAUGAAGCGGUUCAUGCACGGGACUUUGAUACCGAGAGGUUCCUCAGCAAGAAACUGACCAUCAAAAAGCGUCUGUCCACAAAAUGCCGGAAUUUCUUGGAAGCAUGCUUAACUAAAGUCCCGGAGAAGCGCCCAACACUGGAGGAGCUCCAGCAUCACCCCUGGCUAAGAUAACACACACAAACACACAAAUCACACAAUUCACAUCUUAUCAUGCAAGUGUGAUACAUUGUAGUAACUUGCUUUCUUUUUUCUGUUGGACAGGAAUAGAUAGAAUGGGACAAUUAAAAAUAAAAUCAAAAUUUUGCUUUCUUGGAGUUCCUGUAACCCCCCCAGCCAUCCCAGGAAAGGGGAUCUCUCUUUGAAUGGGCUUUCCCGAGGUUUCUUCCCAUCAAUCUGGCCCCCUGGGGAGUUUUUCCUCGUCUUCAUAGAGAGCUUGGGCUGGGUCAGGUGCUCCCUCAAAACUGUCUUUAUCUGAUGACAUCAAAUAAAGAUGUUUUACUUAAAGUAAAAUUUGAUCAAAAUAAAACUUGUUUAAUUUA